GUUUUGGACUCCAGUCCUCAAGUGCUGCUGUCCUACAUGUUUUAAGCAUUUCCCUGCAUCCAGACACCUGAUACAAAUGACUGUUGUCAUUAACAGACUUGAAAUUCUGAAAUAUUUUACCCCUCUGUCCUCCACCCCGUUCAACCACAGGAACCCAGCAGAAUCCUGAGUUGGUUCUGGUGAAUCAGGCGAUGAACUGGGCCGACGCUCAGAGUUACUGCAGGGACAACUUCAUGGACCUGGCCACCGCGAGGAGCGACGCAGAGAACCAGAAGAUCCAAAACCGGGUGCCUCUUGGAAAUUGGGCUUGGAUUGGUCUGUUUAGAGAUCCAGACUUCUACUGGUCUGAUGGAAGCAGCUUCAUCUUUGAAAACUGGGACGGUGGUCUCAAUCGGCUCUACUCCAUGAGAUUCAUUUGUGGCAUUUCAAGCCUAUCAGGAAGAUGGAAGUUUGUAGCCUGUGAGACAAGAAUACCAUUUGUCUGCUACAGUUAUCCCAAAAAAAGACAGGUGGUGAAGCUGAGACUGAAAGUGGAGGGCUCUGUGGACCUGAAGGACCCUAAUGUGAAAGCAGACCUCCUUAAAAAGGCAAGUGUUUCUAAGAAGCAUUCAUGACAAUAAAACAACCAACUAGAUCCAUGUUUGUGUUUUGAAAGCGUGUCCUGUUUGUGUCUCCCAGCUCCAGGACAGGCUGCAGGAGAAUGGAGUUGGUGGAGUCACCCUGAAGUGGAGAGAGCAGCCUGAUGGAGAGGUCUUCCACAAGGAAAAGAAAAGAGAGAAGAACGAGUUGUGAAAUAGAAGCCCAGCUUCAAUUGUCUGUGAUGGAGGUUUACUUCAUGUUAAAAUAAUUGAACAUAAAGUAAUCUCAUAUUUACUCCAAUUGCCUUUACAUAUAAACUGCU
Molecule: messenger RNA, 901 nt
Organism: Cololabis saira (Pacific saury)
Lineage: Eukaryota; Metazoa; Chordata; Actinopteri; Beloniformes; Belonidae
Product: lithostathine-like
Exons: 2
Coding region: 192-614 (140 amino acids)
Source: RefSeq, a predicted model, not a curated record